Messenger RNA from Ordospora pajunii, 582 nucleotides. Its product is annotated as ADP-ribosylation factor-like GTPase. Gene Ontology annotation, molecular function: GTPase activity; GTP binding. Lineage: Eukaryota; Fungi; Microsporidia; Ordosporidae. The transcript has a single exon. Gene Ontology annotation, cellular component: microtubule cytoskeleton; cytoplasm. The record is from RefSeq and is a predicted model, not a curated record. Gene Ontology annotation, biological process: protein folding. Bases 1 to 582 code for a protein of 193 amino acids.
AUGCAUUUCGCCAGGAUAGUGAGGAGAAUCAAGAAGGAACGAAGCCAACUGAGGAUUCUUGUUCUCGGAUUUGAUAAUGCAGGCAAAACAAGUGUUCUACAUCGUCUUUUUGGAAAGCCCGUGAUGGAUGCCAUGCCGACGUUUGGAUAUCAGAUACACAGUGGAGUGCACAGAGGAUAUGAACUGGUUGUUCUUGAUGUAGGAGGGCAGUCUGUGUUCCAGGAGCAUUGGUCGAGCUACUAUGAGGAUGUCGAUGGAGUUGUGUUUGUUUUUGAUUCGACUGACGGCCGGUCGUUUACUGAACAUGUAGGCCGGAUAAAGUCUGCAGUUGUGGGCAAGCCUAUGCUGUUGCUGGCAAACAAAUGCGAUAUAGGCACAGCAUUCAGUCAGGAUAUGCUUGGAAAUGAUUUCCAGCAGUUUUUAUCGAGAAAAGACGUGAGACUUAUGAAGUGCAGCGCCAGAAGUGGAGAGGGCGUGAAUGAGGGAUUUGACUGGCUUUUGGCUGAGUCAAUGAAGAGACUAUUGAACGAGGUAGCAGUCAAGGCAUGUGCGGCAGUAGAAGGCUCGAUGGUCGGCCAAUAG